AUGGCAAAAGCUGGUGAAGAUGUAGUCCAGUCAGUAGAUGAGGCCGACAAGGAUCCAUCUCCAAAUAGUCGGACAGAUUUGACGUCAAUGUCUAGUUCUGAGACAGCAGGAUUUGAAGGGAGAAGUACAGAUAUGGGGUCAACUGAGGCUCAACCAAUACAAACAGAAGAAGACCACCUUUUACAAGCAGCCUUUAAUCUCCUCUAUACUGUACCAAGGGCUAUUGAAAACUUCAUCGACAGAGAAUAUAAAGGUGGUUUUAUCAAAGCUAUCCGUGAUCAUAGAGAUAAAUUAAAGGCCAAACUGAGAACAGAAGAAUGGGAUUUACUCUCCAAACUAAUAGUUCACCACAGAUUGUACCAUUUCUAUGAUCAGAUAAUACAAGACACCAUUCUAGAUAAUGAGGUCCUUGAUCUACUGAUUUCUAGAUGUAUCCUAAAGAAAGAAGACAGAGCAGAAAUAGAACACCAUCCUAGACAAUCUGACCGCAACAAAUGUAUCUUAGACUUUCUUAUUCAAAGACCACAAGAUUGCUUCGGUAUAUUAUUAGCCGUUCUCAAGGAGUCUUCUACUUGUUCUAAAGACCUGAUAGAUGGUAUGGAAGGUCAACAACUGUCCCAUCAUAAAGUUGUUUCUCAGUCAAAAGUUAAAUCAUGCAUGACAGGGUUCCAUGCAGUCAGGUUACAAAAGAACUAUCACAAUCUGGUUCAGAAUUUGUCUAACACAGAAGGUAUCAUUGAUUCAUUAAUAUCAAAGGGAGUUUUGGAUCCUGACGAUCGUGCAGAAAUAAAUGCCAGUGGAGUACAAGCAAAAAUAAAUAGAAAACUAAUAGAUCAUUUCAGAAGUAAAGAAGAUUAUAAGUUUUUUCUUGAGGCACUCAACGAAGACCCCAUGAAUGCAAAGCUGGUGUCUGACUUAGAAUCAUGUGAUGUUACACAAGAUGACUUACAGUUACUUCAAGCAGGAGCCACGGUACCACAGCUAACAAACAGACCAGGAUUCCAGACACUAGUUACAGUAGUGUCUUUGGUUACAGAUGUACAUGUGUCAGAUACAGAACCAGAGAUCAACGAUACCAAUUUACCAGCAGAUCUCUAUAGACUACAGUCUUGGUAUAAUAAGAUCCUUAAAAUGACAUCGAUGGACUCACAUCAGUAUCAACAAUUUGUUAAAACAGUAAAUGAAGUAUUUGGACGCAUCAGUGAACAGAAUGAUCCCGUUGUUAAAGAAACUACACUAAACACUGCGAUGCAAAAACAGAUCCAAAAGAUGAUUGAUGGUUUUAAAGAAAAAGAAGAAAAUUCAGAACUUAAAGAAAAAUGGAAGAAAAUGGAAACUGAGCUUGGUGAAAUAAUUCCAAAGAAUAUCAGAGAGCUAAUAAAAAAACAAAUAAAAGACUGGGAAGAGAACGAUAAGAUGUUCGUGUCUACAAGAGCUAGUGAUUAUGUCAUUGAACGUUUAAAGGACAGCAGUUGCCUGACUCUAACCGCCCCUUCAGGAGUAGGAAAAUCAUUUAUUGCAAGACAUGUAACACUUCUUUUACAGAACGAAGGAUAUAAUAUAAUACCAGUGUACUCACCAACAGACAUUAGAACUUAUUAUCAACCUAGUAAACAAACAGUCUUUAUUAUAGAUGAUAUUUGUGGAAAUUUCACUGCAAAUCAACAACAGAUUGAUAAUUGGAAACAAUUGUUACCUGUGAUUAAAACUAUUAUUACGGACAAAUGUUGUAAGAUUAUUGUAUCUUGCAGGUUACAAGUUUAUAAAGAUGAUAAGUUUAAUGUAUUAUCACCUUUUAAAUCCUGUGAAUGUAAUUUAAUAUCAGAUAAAUUAUGUCUUACGUCUGUUGAGAAAACAAACAUAGCAAAAAGCUAUAUUGGUACAAGGAUGACAGAUAUUGAUGAUUUAUCUUCUAAAUGUGAUUUUUUCCCACUCUUAUGUUCCUUAUAUCACCAAAAAGAAGAUGUAGACGUCAAAGAGUAUUUCAAAAAUCCUUUUGGUGUCUAUAAACGUGAGCUAGACAGGUUAAGUGAGCAUGGUGAUGAAGGCAACUAUAAAAUAUGUAGUCUUGCUUUAUGUGUUAUUUUUAAUAAUCAGCUAAAUGAGAAAUUGUUACAGGGUAAAAUGACAGAUGAACAACGACAGAUUAUAAAAGACGCAUGUGAGGCUUGUGAGGUCAACAUAAUACCAAAGGCAAAACUUAAGAAAGCACUUGACACCCUAGAUGGUACAUUUAUAUGUAAACAAAAUGGCAUUUAUAGAACUCUACAUGAUAAACUAUUUGACUUUCUUGCUCAUUACUUUGGUCAGAAAAUGAUCGAAUGUUUGAUAGAUCACGGUGAUAGUGGUUUAGUACAUGAACGUUUUAUCUGGCAGAAAUCAUCAGAUGACAAGAAAAGUAACAUAGACUUCAUUAUAGAAAUACCAGAUGAUUAUUUAAACGCAUAUUUAGAAAGGUUAAUAAAGGACUGGUCAGCAGGAAAGGUGAGAAUUAUAUUCAUAAACAACAAUUUGACUGUAGCACCAUUUAGAAAACAGUUAUUACAGCACUUAAAACAACUAGACAAACCACAACAAGUAACAUUAGCCAACACAAAGGAUACAGUGUUACCAAAAGAGCAUCAUGGAUCAGGUUCUACUCCACUUAUACUUACUUGUUAUGAUGGUUAUACUGAUAUGGUACAGUGGUUGUUACAUAAUGAUGUGGAUGUGGAUCAGUGUAGAGAUGAUGGGGUUUCUGGACUGUACAUGGCAAGUCAGCAAGGACAUACUGUGAUAGUAAAGUUACUGUUAGAGAAAAAUCCUAAUGUUGAUCUAUGUAACAAGGAUGGUUGUAGUCCUCUGUACGUGGCAAGUCAGGAAGGACAUACAAAUAUAGUCAAGCUACUGUUAGAGAAGAAUCCUAAUGUUGAUCUAUGUAACAAGGAUGGCUGGAGUCCUCUGAAUACAGCAAGUGAUGAAGGACAUACUGAUGUAGUAAAGUUACUGUUAGAGAAGAAUCCUAAUGUUGAUCUAUGUAACAAGGAUGGCUGGAGUCCUCUGAAUACAGCAAGUGCAGCAGGAUAUACUGAUAUAGUAAAGUUACUGUUAGAGAAGAAUCCUAAUGUUGAUCUAUGUAACAAGGAUGGCUGUAGUCCUCUGAACUGGGCAAGUAAUAAUGGACAUACAGAUGUAGUUAAACUACUGUUAGAGAAGAAUCCUAAUGUUGAUCUACGUAACAAUGAAGGCUGGAGUCCUCUGAAUAUAGCUAGUCAUGAAGGACAUACAAAUAUAGUCAAGUUACUGUUAGAGAAGAAUCCUAAUGUUGAUCUAUGUAACAAGGAUGGCUGUAGUCCUCUGAACUGGGCAAGUUAUAAUGGACAUACUGAUAUAGUAAGGUUGCUGUUAGAGAAGAAUCCUAAUGUUGAUCUAUGUGACAAGGAUGGCUAUAGUCCUCUGUACGUGGCAAGUCAGCAAGGACAUACUGAUAUAGUAAAGUUACUGUUAGAGAAGAAUCCUAAUGUUGAUCUAUGUAACAAGGAUGGCUUGAGUCCUCUGAAUACAGCAAGUGAUGAAGGAAAUACUGAUGUAGUACAGCUACUGUUCGAGAAGAAUCCUUAUGUUGAUCUAUGUGACUAGGAUGGCUGUAGUCCUAUGAAAACAGCAAUUGAUAAAGGACAUACUAAUAUAGUUAAGUUAUUGUUAGAGAGAAAUCCUAAUGUUGAUCUAUGUGACAAUGAUGCCUGGAGUCCUCUGUUAUUCGCAAGUCAUCAAGGACAUACUGAUAUAGUUAAGUUGCUGUUAGAUAAGAAUUCUAAUGUUGAUAUAUGUGACAAAGAUGGCUGUAGUUCUCUGUAUAUAGCAAGUAAUAAAGGACAUACUGAUAUAGUAAAGUUACUGUUAGAGAAGGAUCCUAAUGUUGAUUUUUGUGGCAAUGAUGGCUGGAGUCCUCUGAAAACAGCAAGUAAAAAAGGAUUUACUGAAAUAGUAAAGUUACUGUUGUAGAAGGAUGCCAAUGUUGAUGUAUGUGACAAUGAUGGCUUUACACCACUGAUCACGGCAUGUAUCCGAAACUACAUCAAUAUAGUAGAGGUGUUAAUGAAACAUAAACCAAACGUUGACGCACACACAUAUAAUGGAAGUAGUGCUUUAAUUUUCAGUGCACUGAAUGGAAACCUAGAUAUAACAAAGUUACUGUUAGAGAACAAUGCUGACUGUAAUAUAUGUUGCUGUAGUAAACAGUGUAUAAUAGAUACAGUUAAAGACCACCCAACAAAAACAUUAGAAGAAGAAAAACAGGGUUGUUUUGAUUAUCUAAUGGAGAAUGCACCACCACAUGUAACAGAUUAUGUCAAUCAGAAGUCAGUAGAUUAUGUCUUUGAUAAAGGGGCUGGUUUUUCCCCAUUACACUGUGCGUGUUUUAUGGGUAGGAUAGAUACAGUCGAUUGUCUUCUGGACCACAA
Molecule: messenger RNA, 4442 nt
Organism: Mytilus trossulus (common blue mussel)
Lineage: Eukaryota; Metazoa; Mollusca; Bivalvia; Mytilida; Mytilidae
Exons: 9
Coding region: 1-3618 (1205 amino acids)
Biological process (GO): regulation of apoptotic process; innate immune response
Cellular component (GO): cytoplasm
Molecular function (GO): protein binding
Source: RefSeq, a predicted model, not a curated record